Molecule: messenger RNA, 5543 nt
Organism: Lagopus leucura (white-tailed ptarmigan)
Lineage: Eukaryota; Metazoa; Chordata; Aves; Galliformes; Phasianidae
Gene: FNIP2
Product: folliculin interacting protein 2
Exons: 18
Coding region: 401-3898 (1165 amino acids)
Cellular component (GO): cytoplasm
Molecular function (GO): ATPase inhibitor activity; protein-folding chaperone binding
Source: RefSeq, a predicted model, not a curated record
AGAGGCCAUAUGGUUUGGUCUUGUGACUACAUAAUUGCCAGCUACCUAAUCACAUACCAGGAAACAAACACAGUUUAAGUCAAUAUUAGCUGUUGUAUCUGCUGCAGCUUUGCGCCAGGCUUGGUAGGAAACUAACACAGCAAAAGAAUGGCUUCUGAAACUUGGAAGUAGUGUCUGCUCUUCUGUCUGGAAUAAUUGCAUUGGUACUGUAGCUUCAGCUGUAUUUCUUCAUGAAUGGCGUGUAUUUGCCUCCUCUUCCUCCAACAAGAAAUCAUUGGAUUGUGUUCCUGUGUAGAAAUCUGAUAGGAAUUAUCAUCGUUAAUGGUUGAUCUGUAGUAAAGAAACCUGCUUGAGGCUGUAUCUCUUCAGCUUCUUGCAAGAGGAUUUGUAGCAGAAGAAAAUGUGUGGGGGUACACCAAAAACUACAAAUGCAGGGGAACAAAUAGAAAGAGCAAGAAACAACAGUGAUGUACCGCUUGGAAAUGAUUUCUCUUGUACCAAAUUAGAUGAGAGGAUUAGAAAAUCUCUGAGAGACAGAAGCGUCAGCUGUGUGAGCAGAGUGACUAGGCUGCUGCAAAACAGCUGGUCCUCAUCAGAGUUUGACUUGAAUGAAAUCCGCCUGAUAGUUUACCAGGACUGUGAGAGAAGAGGCAGACAGGUCUUGUUUGAUUCCAAAGCAGUCCGCAAAAUUGAUGAAGCUGUGAUUCAGAAAAUGGCAGAGGAUGCUCCUGUGAAGACUUCUGUCAGGACCUGUCAAGCAAGCAGUGGGAACAGCAGUAUUUCUUCCCAUGAUCUCUCAAUAAGUGUUACGCAAAAUGUCAAAGAGCAAAUACCAAAGUAUCAGUACACCAGACCAGCUUCUGACGUCAAUAUGCUGGGAGAAAUGAUGUUUGGCUCAGUGGCAAUGAGUUACAAAGGCUCCACCUUGAAAAUUCACUACAUACGCUCUCCCCCACAGCUGAUGAUAAGUAAAGUCUUCUCAGCCAGGGUAGGAAGCUUCAGUGGAAGCAACAACAACCUACAGGAUAGCUUUGAAUACAUUAACCAAGAUCCCAGUCUUGGAAAGCUGAGCUCUCAUCAGAACGGCUUGGGUACCUGUCGCAGUGGAAGUAAUUUAGGUGUGUUACAGCUGUGUAGCAGCAAACUGCUGCAGGGUGUGUCUGAAGGAGGUCCCCUCCGGCUCAUCCGCAGCGCUUCUUUCUUUGCAGCUCAUAGUACACCUGUCGAUAUGCCCAGCAGAGGACAAAAUGAGGACAGAGACAGCGGCAUUGCUCGGUCAGCAUCUCUGAGCAGUCUUCUGGUUACCCCUUUUCCAUCUCCAAGCUCUUCAUCAUCAUCUUCUAGCAGCUAUCAACGUCGUUGGCUCCGAAGUCAGACAACCAGUUUAGAGAAUGGAAUUAUUCCAAGAUGGUCAACUGAAGAAAUGUUUAGUAUGGCUGAUGAGAGCUGCAGCUCCAAUCCUGCAAUGGUCCGGAGGAAAAAAAUUGCCAUCAGCAUAAUCUUCUCCCUGCCUGAAAAAGAAGAUGCUCAGAGGAACUUCCAAGAUUUCUUUUUCUCUCACUUCCCUCUUUUUGAAUCCCACAUGAACAAACUGAAGUAUGCAAUAGAAAAGGCCAUGAUCUCAUGUAGAAAAAUAGCAGAAUCCAGCCAGAGAGUGCAGGUUUAUAUCAGCCGUGUCAUGGAUGCCCUGGGAGAAUUCAGAAUUACCAUCUGGAACCUAUAUUCUGUUCCAAGGAUUGCAGAGCCGGUGUGGCUUAAUAUGAUGUCCAAUACCCUGGAAAAGAACCAGCUGUGCCAGCGUUUUCUUAAAGAAUUCACAUUUCUGAUAGAACAGAUCAACAAAAACCAGUUCUUUGCUGCUUUGUUAACUGCGGUGCUGACGUAUCACCUGGCUUGGGUCCCAACAGUAAUGCCAGUUGACCAUCCUCCUAUAAAGGCCUUCUCUGAGAAGCGUACUUCGCAGUUUGUGAACAUGCUGGCAAAAUCCCAUCCAUAUAACCCUCUUUGGGCACAGCUUGGUGAUCUCUAUGGUGCCAUAGGCUCUCCGGUUAGAUUGACUCGAACUGUUGUUGUUGGGAAACGUAAAGAGUUGGUGCAGCGCUUGCUCUAUGUUCUAACUUACUUCAUUCGGUGCUCUGAGCUACAGGAAAAUCAGCUGACGUGGAGUGAGGCAGUUGGAGAAGAAGAACAAGUGCUAAAUGGAAGCAAGAUCACAACUGCGCUAGAGAAAGGAGAGAUAGAAGAGUCUGACUAUGUCGUUGUCACUGUCAAAAAUGAACCUGCUCUUGUGCCUCCAAUCCUACCUCCAAAAAAUGAUCCAAGUAAGAACCAUACUGUUGCAGAGUGGGUCUAUAACCCAAAAGGCACUUGCACUGUGCCAGCCUCUUCAAAAGAAAAGAAAGAAACAAUAGGACAAGUCGGUCAGAAUUCUGAAACAUCUGUCGACGGUCUAACUAGCACUUUACAUAAAGGAGCAACUGACAGUGGGGAAAGAGCUGUCGCUGAUACAGGAACUGUGCCCUGCCACUUUGAAGAGCCAUCUAGUUUGGAGGAUGUAACGGAUGUAAGGAAGAACAAAAGCCAGAACGGAAGAAAAGUGGAAAAGCGGUUGUCUGGUAGGUCGUCUGCUUUACCUUGUCCUGAAAGGUCUGGCCACAGGAGUUCACAUUUAGAAAAGGUCACCUUUCGGAUUGGAAGCUCUGCAUCACCAGAGUCAGACUUAGAAACUCGAAGGAGAGAAAUGGAAGAGAAUCUGAAGGUAUUGAGAAAAAAUCCAGAGGUAAUAAUACACUGUGCCUCCAGUUCUACAAAUCUGACUGUGGGUGCUUCCCAGAAUCAAAAAGAAAGCUGUGAAGCUGCCUCUUUGCCAUACAGUAAGCAUAGUGUUUGUUAUGCACGGAUCUCAUCUUGUGAGGGGCAGGGGAGUAUGCUUAAUAACCAACAUAUGGAAAAUAAAGGAACUGAAGUAAAUUUAAAGAACACAGUUUCGGGUGAACUACUUUUGUCAGUUGAUAACGUAGAAACUGUAACGUUGCCAAGCGUAAAAGAAACUAGAACUUCAUGCUCUGGCAAGCUGGAGAGCUAUUCGCCAGGCUGUGUAGAGGUAGAUUCUUCUGCUGUCAAAAAAGAGUCCCCUAAACUAGGUGCUAAAGAUGUCCCCUGUGGGGAUGCUAGAAGAAAAACCCCUUUCAGAGUUGAGGGGGACAUUCCAAGGAAUGAGAGUUCAGACAGUGCUCUCGGAGCCAGCGACGAAGAAGGUGACUGUUGUAUUCCUGAUGGAGUGCGUCACGAUAACGUCAGCAAGCGACCUGAAGAGUUUGCAGAAGUGGAACUUCCUUUACCAAGGUCAAACACAGUCAGCAGACAGUGUGUGAAAAACUUUGGGAGAUCACUUCUAGGUGGUUACUGUCAUACCUAUGUGCCUGAUCUAGUGCUGCAUGGAGUAAACAAUGAUGAAAAACUGAAGCAGUGUCUACUAGCUGACCUACUUCAUGCAAUGCAUCAUCCAGUGCUAGAUGAACCAAUAGCAGAAGCUGUCUGUAUCAUUGCAGACACAGAUAAAUGGAAUGUACAAGUAGCUACAAGCCAGAGAAAAAUGAUGGACAAUAUGAAGUUAGGCAAAGAUGUCUUGGUGUCAAGUCAAGUAUCCAGUUUACUGCAAUCAAUUUUACAGCUUUAUAAACUCAACCUCCCAGCUGACUUUUGCAUAAUGCAUCUUGAGGACAGACUACAAGAGAUGUAUCUCAAAAGCAAAAUGCUUUCAGAAUAUCUGCGAGGACAUACAAGAGUGCACAUAAAAGAACUAGGAAUUGUAUUAGGGAUUGAAUCCAAUGACUUGCCUUUGUUGGCUGCUAUAGCAAGUACUCAUUCCCCAUAUGUUGCUCAAAUACUCUUAUAAAUUAAAAUCUCAGGAUAGUCAUUCCCUUAAAAUAAAGAAUACGGGCAUGUUGGAAGAGGAACAGAGGUGCCGAACACUGGUAAAUGGGAACACUGAAAAAAGCAGAUAACUGUACCUUCUACCACCUUUCCAUUCCAAUUGCAGCUGGAUGUUUGGUUGGAGGACACCAGUUUACAUAACAUAAAAGGCAUUCAGGUGUUUCUUAUAAUCUCUCUUCUGACUUAGUGACUGCAUCCUUGCAUUUUGUUUUGAAUCAAAGGACAAAAGCUAACACUAUGUGGCAGACUGCGAGCUGCCAUCCAAAACGCUGCUCGAAACCAUGAAGUAACAGUUACAGAACAAGUGGGCUGGAAAGGAUUUCCACACAGUGUACUUCUGAGUGUGGUGUAUGUUUCUUUGCUGGGGAAGAAAAGCUGUAAACUAUGUAUAUAGCAUUCCUAUACACAAGUGUAUUAGACGGAACAUGAUUUUCCUGCAGAGCAAAAGCAUGAUUUUGUAUAGUAAAAGUGACCAGCUCAGAAAAGGAAUCUGUUUUUAGCAGCCAAAUGUUACCUGGAAAUGGUGGUGUGCGUGAGGUGAUGUGACUUUUUCCUUGAAGGACAAGAAAUGAAGAAAGCUGCCGCUGCUUCUCUUUUAAUGAGGUAUUCAAAUGGCUUAUGAGUAGAAGUAAUUCUACCCCGAAAAUGGAAUGAACUUCUGAGAUUCUUUUGUAGGAAAGCCUUAUGGAACUUCUGCCACAAGUUUACAUUUGUUACUGAUGCAACUUCAAUACCUUUUUGAGUUUCUGUAUGAAUUUAACCUGUGUCUUGGUGUCAUCAAGUAUUGCUAUCCCUGAGGAGUGUGACUUUGACAAACUUCUGUAUGAUCCCAGUGCUGUAGUGCACGUGUGUACACACGUACACCAGUCCGUUGGCACCAACUGAAGACAAUCUUACUGGGGGAAGAAUCUUUAUGGAACCUUCAGUCGAAAGUAUUACUUCUUUCUGGUUAUUAGUUGGUCAUGCUAGGUGUAAAAGGUGAGCAUUGCUUCAAGUCAGAUGAAAUGUAGAGGGCGAACCCCCCUGAUGUUUGCUAUUAAUAUGAAUGUUUGCAAUUAUCCUUUUGGAUUCUACAGGAAUCUUAAACUGUCAUACGGGUGCCUUUCCUUAGUAGAUUAACUGCUUUGAGACCAGAAACUACUUCUCCAUGAGUCGAUACUGACCUUCUAUAUUUCUAGAAAGCAAAAGGAAAUUUUGUAUUUUACUCUUUUCAUGUUGGUGAUAACAUGAAUGUAAAACAAAUAAUAAUAAUGCAUAAAGCACUGUUGAGCUGGAUGUGAAAUCACGGACCAGACUGAGGAGAGGAAAGAAAUCAAAAAAAGCAUUCUUAAGGAAAAGGAAAAAUAAAUGUUGGACCAUUUUGUUCUGAGCCAGCAGGAGCGAGGUCUGAAAUUGACAGCUUGCAAGUGAGUCGCUGGCAAAACAAUUGUUUGGGAAUAGCAAGCUGAGAAACUUCUGGUCACCAGUUAUUUGUUGUCCUCAUUGGUGAUUGGAGAUUUUUAACACUGAAGGGAUGCACUUUUAUUAAAAGUGGUUUUAUUUCAUACUACCUUGAUGUUUGGACUUUUCUACAGUAAACUUUAAAUGAUUUGAAACUAUGAAAUGUU